Messenger RNA from Mirounga angustirostris (Northern elephant seal), 2804 nucleotides. It is a transcript of the gene RFK, whose product is annotated as riboflavin kinase. Gene Ontology annotation, biological process: FMN biosynthetic process; riboflavin biosynthetic process. The record is from RefSeq and is a predicted model, not a curated record. Lineage: Eukaryota; Metazoa; Chordata; Mammalia; Carnivora; Phocidae. Gene Ontology annotation, cellular component: mitochondrion. The transcript is spliced from 4 exons. Gene Ontology annotation, molecular function: riboflavin kinase activity. The coding region runs from base 363 to 830 and encodes 155 amino acids.
GUGCGCGCAGGCCUGCGGCGCUGGGCGGGCUCAGGCCCUCCCCCGCUGACCCUCCGCUCUCCCCACCCACGCCCGCGCUUAUAUCCGCCCUCGCCGCCGUUCCCGGGGCGGAGACGCAAGCUUUUAGUCGCUCGGCGGCUCCGGUGGGUUCAGUGGCGUGAGGGGCUCACUGCGGCGUGUGGUCGGCGCCGCCUGGCCCGUUGCGCGCCCACCCCCGCGGCCGGCCGUUGGGGGGAUUCGGGCUUCAGCCGAGCUCCUGCGGGUGUUCCCUGGCCGGUCCGGGGGAUCCGGGCACCGCUUCGACGGCGGGUUCGCCGGCGCCGCGGACCGGGUGGCAGCCCGAGCCCCGGGCGGACGGCGUCAUGAGGCACCUGCCGUACUUCUGCCGCGGCCAGGUGGUGCGGGGUUUCGGCCGCGGCUCCAAGCAGCUGGGCAUCCCCACAGCUAACUUUCCGGAACAAGUAGUUGAUAAUCUUCCAGGUGAUGUAUCCACUGGCAUUUAUUAUGGCUGGGCCAGUGUUGGAAAUGGAGAAGUUCAUAAGAUGGUGGUGAGCAUAGGAUGGAACCCAUACUACAAGAAUACAAAAAAGUCUAUGGAAACUCAUAUCAUGCAUACCUUCAAAGAGGACUUCUAUGGGGAGAUCCUUAAUGUGGCCAUUGUUGGCUACCUCAGACCAGAAAAGAACUUUGAUUCUUUAGAGUCCCUUAUUUCAGCAAUUCAAGCUGAUAUUGAGGAAGCUAAGAGACGACUAGAUUUACCAGAACAUUUGAAAUUCAAAGAAGACAAUUUCUUCCAGGUUCCUAAAAACAAAAUAAUGAAUGGCCACUGAUAAAAAAAUCAUCUUAUUUAUUCAUUCACGGUUUUCUAAUAUUUUACUGCUUAUAACUCCUCAGUCGUUCUAUUUUGAAAAUCAAACAUUUUCCUACAGCUGUGAAUUAGUUUAAACAGUACAGUGUCUUUACCACAUUAUGUUUCACCCAUUCAAAUUAAACCCAUCAUGCUAUAGUACUAAAGUGAUCCAUUUUGAAAAUCAAGAUUCUUUUUUAUGUAAUAUGUUGAUUAAAAUGUACCACUAGAAAGGUCUUAGGUGUCUUAGAAUGGAAAUGAAAAUGUAUAUAAGUAUGGGUAAAAAGGCAAGUCACUAGAUUUGAGAUGAGAACUAAUAAUUCUCAUGGUACAUAGUAGUACAUCUGUACUUGUGCAGUAAGUUCUGCUAAACAGAGGAGGCUUAUGAAAGUAAAUGUAUUCCGCAGAGGUUUGAGAGUUGAUUAUAAACCUGAGGGGAAAAAUCCAGACUUUAUAUUUUUGAUAAUUUGUGGGUUACUAUAUUAUUGCAAACAUGUAGACGUGUGAAUUUUUUUUUUCCCCUCUCGUGUGAAGUUGCAUUGUUGUUAGUCAUUUCCUUUAUGAGGUCAAAUCAUUGCACUGUGUUCCAUUUUGUUUUACAGCUGCCUCAGUUCUAAUUGGAGACUCCCCCUCCUGAUCAUUUUGUUUACCUCCUGAAGCGGUAAAAUGAGUAUUUUUCUAAUCUCUAGGUCUCAUUUUUAUGUUGUAUAGCACUUCUCCAUUUUAGGGGUCGACGUUCAUUAUUUUUCUUGACUUUGGUUCUUUUUUUCCUUGAAACAAUUGUCCGUGGUUUUUUUUAUUCUAUCCCAUUUAGAAUACCUUACAACUGUUCACUUAGACAAAAGAUUGCAUCUAUAGCUACCAUUCCAUCCCUUCACUAUAUAAGCAGUGAUUAAGUGUGUAUCCAUAUUGCAUUUUAGGAAAAAUAUCCCCAAAACUUCAUUAGGUUUCCUCAAGUUUAAAUGAGCACACAGCAGUUCAUUUGUAUAUACCAUUUUCUUAAAGAACACAAAACAUUUGUUUUCCCCCUAGGGAAGCCAUCUAAGAACCCAUUAAGUUAUGGAAGUUAUUUAUUUUUAAUGCAAUUACAUGUUCCUGAGCAAAUGUAAACUGUUGUAGCUGUGUACGCACAAUGCUAAGCAGUGCUUUGUGGCUUGGGGGAAAGGCAUAAAUAAUAAAGUUUUAGUUACAUAAUCCUCAUACUACGCAUUUUUUCUUCCUCCUGAUUAAGAAGUAAUUUUUGGCGACUUGAGACUCUUAUUUGUAUUGGCAGGAAGUUGAAAUCUUUGGGUAUUUAGGAAAUUAAGAUUACAGAUUGUUUGGGUCUCCUGAAACAGUACCUUUCAUUAUUGUUCACUUAAGCACCAGAUUUAGUGUGGGGAAAGGGAGCAGAAGUAUAGAGAAGGUAAUUUUAAAAGUAACUCAUUAUAAAUCAUUUUCCCUGAUCUGCAUACAUAGAGAACAGAUAUUAAGAAAAAUAUAAAGUAUUUAGAAAAACACCUAAAACAUCUGGAGAAAGGGGAAGCAUGAAUAAAUUCAGUUGGAUUGUGUUUUACUUCUUGGUAUAUGAAUUUAUGGCAUACAAUGUAGUAUGUGUCUUUCUUUUAUAAAAAGACUUAGAAAAUGUAAUUUAAUGUUAGAGAUCCUAUACUUGAAAGAAGCCGCGAUUAUUAGUGGCUUUUAUAAAGCAAAGACAGAAACAGACAUGGAAAGUGUAAAAACAGAUUUGUGUGUGUUUGAAUAGCCUGCUGCUAAUUAUGUCCUCAUUAAGUGUGUGAAGUCUUGGAUAUUGUCACCUGACAACUUGAAAAUCGUAUAUUGUGAGGUUUAAGAGUGAGUUAAUAGUGUCUAUACUUCUCUUAAAGUUUUGUAUUAAGUAUGUAUUAUAAGAAAUGGCAGUAGUAUCAUUUUUGAUUAAUCUGAUUUCAGGCCUUGAAAUAAAUCUAAAUGAUGUUUC